UACAUGGAUCUACAGUUCUGUGUAUAUUGAUUAGUGAUUAAACUGUUUUCAUAUAAAUAUGAUCAUUAUAUUACUAUAUUUUACUAACAUGGCAAUAAACAGUCCAUAACUAAUUAUGGUCAAGACCCUCGCCUUCGUGCAAAGCUAGAUACCAAUGUAUUGGCGAAUUUAUUUGAAUGUUGGCCUGACAUGGAGUAUACUAUUUCAGAUUGCAGCCAAGUAAGCUAUUACUCCUUUAUAUUUUUUGUAAUCUUUAAUUUUGUUCUCUUAAGAUGUUUGUUUAACUUGCAGAUUCUAUUGCCCUUUUGUUUCUUGGGUCACUUCAGUUUAUAUGUAUUUAACAUGAACACCAGAAGCAUCUAUAUAAUGGACUCCAUGCCUCUACCAUCAUGGUUUAAGGGUAACGAUCCAAGCAUGCAUUAUAUUCACAAAAUACAUAAUAUUGCCAAUAAUAUGAAUGUUGCCAUGGAAUUGGCUAAUCCUACAUGGAAGGACGAUAUUUAUAAGUGGCGUCGUAUAGUACCAUCAUGGGUUCCAAAAACAUUAAACUGGGAUUUAUCAGGCUUUCUUGUUAUCAACUUUAUGCACUCGUGGAAUGGUAAAAGGUUACCCUGCAUUUCCACUACUUCAAGUGUACUGAGGACCAAAUUCUUGGUAGAGUUGAUGAAGUACCAGGAGAAUGAAUGUAAUGACAAUAUUCCAGAAGAAAUACAAAAGAUUAUUAAGCGCAUCAGUGUUUAGUUGGCUUUAGAUAUACGUGAUUUUAUUUGUAAAUACUCGAGUUUCUGAUAAAAACAAAGGUUUAGAAUUUUUGCUCACUUGUUAUUCCUGUCCUUUUAGUAUGAAUUUUAAUGUAUAUUCACGUUUGAUUGUAAAUUGAUUUGUAUAUUUUAUAAGAUUGUGGUCCAUAAUAUGUUACUUGUUUUUAUGUAA
Messenger RNA from Zea mays, 933 nucleotides. RefSeq lists its product as uncharacterized. The transcript has 3 exons. The record is from RefSeq and is a predicted model, not a curated record. The coding region runs from base 190 to 741 and encodes 183 amino acids. Lineage: Eukaryota; Viridiplantae; Streptophyta; Magnoliopsida; Poales; Poaceae.